Symbiodinium necroappetens is the source of this 942-nucleotide messenger RNA. Lineage: Eukaryota; Dinophyceae; Suessiales; Symbiodiniaceae. The record is from the annotation of a GenBank genome assembly.
GCCCAUGACCUUGGCCGGCCUCUGGUGGGCGCGCUGUUUGACUUAUCCAAAGCCUUUAACACGUUGCCACGCACACCUGUCUUUGCCCUGGCACUGAAGCUUGGCUUCCCGCCAGCUCUGGUCCGUGCGUGGAGUGGCGCGGUCACGCGCAUUGCCCGGCGGUUUAAGGUCCGUGGUGCAACAGGCCCUCCCAUCCUUUCCGUGACUGGCUUCCCCGAAGGCUGCGCCAUGUCUUGUGUUGCGAUGGCACUCGUUGACCUGGCCCUCCAUUGGCAUGUUGCGAAAGCUGAUCUUCGGCAUUGCCUUACCUCUUUUGUGGACGAUUGGCAAGUGCGUGAACACUCGCCUGAGCGUGUCCAGUUGGCUGUCCGGAUGGUCAAUGAGUUUGUGCGUGGCUGGGAUCUGACGAUGGAUCCUCGCAAAACCGUCUUUUGGGCGACCCAAGCUGGCCACCGCCGUCAACUCCGUCGCCAGGGAUUACCCGUUGAGUCCUCUGUGCGGAAUGUGGGUGGCCAUGUUAGCUUCAAUCGUCGUUGCACCAAUGCUACGGUACAGAACCGUCUUGAAGCGAUGCAUGAGCUGUGGCCAAGGCUGGCCGCUUCUUGUGCGCCUCGCAACCAGAAGAUCAAGGCCCUCAAGGUCUCGGCCUGGCCGGCGGCUCUUCAUGGUGUCUCGGGGGUGUGCCUGGGCCUUGCACGCUUUGCUGCCCUCCGUUCCUGUGCUAUGCAGGGCCUGCGACUGGACCGCCCCGGCCUGAAUCCGAUGCUCUACCUGGGCAUGGUGGAAUUCCCGCUUGCUGAUCCACACUUCUUUGCGAUUUGGAGCACUUUUCGCGACCUGCGGGCCCAUGCUGUGCGUGACACCUUUGUCCCGCUUUUGGCGUCCCUCUUGGAUCGGAAUGGGUCCCGCGCCCCAGGACCUGCGGGUGUUUUCCUGGAACGG